AUGUGCCAUAAUACCCAAUUCAACUCCGCUCUCAAACAAUCCACUUCCAUAAAACGAGACCUGACCAACCUCACAUCGUCUCCGGAUACCUCACUUCCUACACCAUCUGCGCUAGGCUCCUUCUCUGCUUCUCUUACCGCUUUCUCCCGGACGCUUGACGAAUACAAUGCGCUGGCAAAACAGGAAUUAAAUCCGGCCAAGCAAGAAAAGGCCUACGAGCGCAUUAAGAAUUUCCGGUCGGAGCUAUCCUCAUUCCGGUCGCAACUGGACGAGUUAAAAUCGCGGCGUGAGGAUGCCCUGAAUGCACAAAACCGGUCGGAGCUGUUAGGCCGACGGCCUUUCACUGCCGCCACCCCAGAGAACCCUUAUGCGAAUUCGACGCCGCCGCCGUCCUCACCACCCUCCGCCCCGAAUCGUUACGGUAGCGGCGGGCAGCUGAGCAUGGGCAGCAACGACUACACGCGCGAGACGCACGCCCUGCGCGAGCAGAACUUCUUCGCGAACACCAACAAUGCUUUAGACGACUACAUUGCGAGGGGGCAAGCCGUGCUCGGGGACCUGGGCACCCAGCGGGAAAUGCUGAAAAAUACCCAGAAGAGGCUAUACAGCGUAGCGAAUACGCUUGGCGUCAGCGGAGAUACGAUACGCAUGAUCGAAAGGAGGGCGAAGCAGGACAAGUGGAUCUUCUGGGCUGGAGCUAUAGUGUUUUUCGCCUUCUGCUGGCUGUGUAUACAUUACCUCCGAUAG
Messenger RNA from Hypoxylon fragiforme, 747 nucleotides. Its product is annotated as V-snare-domain-containing protein. Gene Ontology annotation, biological process: endoplasmic reticulum to Golgi vesicle-mediated transport; vesicle fusion. Bases 1 to 747 code for a protein of 248 amino acids. Lineage: Eukaryota; Fungi; Ascomycota; Sordariomycetes; Xylariales; Hypoxylaceae. The record is from RefSeq and is a predicted model, not a curated record. Gene Ontology annotation, cellular component: SNARE complex; ER to Golgi transport vesicle membrane; Golgi apparatus. The transcript is spliced from 2 exons. Gene Ontology annotation, molecular function: SNAP receptor activity; SNARE binding.